AUGUCUUCACAACAACUUAACAUCGAUCGCUAUGUCGUGAUCCAUGUUGCGACUACCUGCGAUGAGCACGGCGUUUAUGUAACGAAGGACUCGGCCGAGGUUAUUGAGCUUGGUUGGAUCUUGGUUGACGCAACCACACUUGAGGAGAUCGCUGACUUGCCCUCAAACCCCCAGAUUACCCACGAGAGCGUCCUUGUUAAGCCUGUUAACACCCCCAUUACUCCCCUCUGCACGAGUCUGACAACUUUGACUUGGGAACAUGUUCGAAACGCUGGUACCUUUAGAGACGCUAUCACCCGAUUCGAUACAUUCGCUACCGAGUACUUGACCUCCAAGAACCUCGAUUUCGUCUUCGUUACUCUCGAUGCCUGGGAUCUCCGUGUUCAGCUUCCUCGUGAAGCUCGCGACAAGGCCGUCGUCCUCCCUCCUUACCUGCAGCAUUCGCGCACUUUCGAUCUCCGCACCGAAUACCAGCGCUGGCAGCAGCACCACCCUGAGUCUCUACCAUUCGGACCUUCGAUGCUCUCCAACAUUUGCGCCGCUCUUGAGGUCGAGCCCGUUCAGUCAAGUGCUCCCAUCAAGCACAACCUCCCAUUCCAUCUGCAGGCUCUUGCCCCCGCGUCUCCACGACGUGCGAUGGAGGAGGCUAUUACUCUUGCCCGGGUUCUCCAGGGUUUGAUCCGAAAGUCGCAGCCUUCUCAGGAGCACCCCGAUGUUUUAACCCGACCCAUGGAUGCCCGAGCCGAUGUUAGAGCUUUCCUCUCCGAGAGAAGCAAGGUGCUUCACAUGUCAGGCCUCCCCCAUGAUACUACUCAGUCCGAACUUGAGAGCUGGUUCACCCAGUUUGGUGGCCGCCCCAUCGCGUUCUGGACUCUUCGAACCCCUGAGCAGCACAAGCCUACCGGUACUGGAUUUGCUGUAUUUUCUUCCCACGAGGAGGCUGCCGAGAGUCUUUGUAUGAAUGGCCGUGCCCUUAAUGAGAAGGCCAUUGAAGUCUCGCCUUCGUCCAGCCGUGUUCUCGACCGUGCCCAAGACAUCCUGACUCCUUUCCCUCCCAGCAAGAACCGCCCUCGACCCGGUGAUUGGACCUGUCCUUCUUGCGGUUUCUCCAACUUCCAGCGUCGAACUGCCUGCUUCCGAUGUUCCUUCCCUGCUGUCGGCGCCGGUCCCUCGAACGAUAUGAGCGGUAACAACAACAACUAUGGAGGUGGUGGAUAUGGUUACGGACCCCCUGCUAUGAUGCCCCCUCCCCCUCAUGGCGGCCAUCACGGCCCUAUGGGUCAUGGCGGUGGCGGUCGCAUGGGCGGUAGUGGUGUGGUGCCGUUCCGAGCUGGUGACUGGAAAUGCGGUAACGAGGUAUGCGGUUACCACAACUUCGCGAAGAACGUUUGUUGUCUUCGCUGUGGAGCGAGCCGCGCAGGCGCUGCUGUCGUUGCAGACUCUGGAUACCCUUCCCCCAUGGACAAUGCCAAUGCCUCUCAAUACGGCAUGAACCAGGGGUCUAUGGGUGGCGCCCCUGGAUCUGGACCCUUCGGCGGCUCUGGUAGCUCGUUUGGUGGCUCUGGCGGUGGCUACAACCAACAGCAGCACUUUGGUGGCCCUCCCAGUCACUAUCUUCCCUCUGGUCUCGGCGGAGGUGCCGCAGCCUACCCCAGCUCGCUGAACACACACGGCAGCUUCGGAUCUGGCCCGGCGCACCCUGUUGGCCCCUUUGAUAGCCGAGCUGCUGAGGCUGCUUUCCAGUCGGCCACCAACGGACCUGCAUCCGGCGGCCCCUCCAACAAUUUCUACAACAACAAUGGCAACAACAACAACAACGGCGGCAAUGGCGAGAACGAUCCUUUCGCCUUCCUGUCCAGCGGUAUGGGCGGAUUGUCGGUUAGCGGUGACGGCCGCCAGAACGGUGGCCCUGCUCCCCCCAACAAGUCGCCUGCUUAA
Messenger RNA from Fusarium sp. VM40, 1938 nucleotides. Lineage: Eukaryota; Fungi; Ascomycota; Sordariomycetes; Hypocreales; Nectriaceae. The record is from the annotation of a GenBank genome assembly.